UCAAUGGCACACACGGGAAAAGCUUCACAAUCGGGGUCGGUUGAGUCAGAGUCUGGUCCGAUUCGCUCACAGACACUCGGUCACAUUGGGUCACGCAAAUUUCUGGGCUUCCGGUCAGCUGACCAAAUCUAAUCUGACCUAUAGCUGGUGGAAACAAUUCUCUUUGGUCUAUCUGAGCCCGUUCGGAUUGCUUGGCAAACGCCGUAUCGGUCCACAUGGCUGCCUCCGGCUAAUCUUUCUCAAACAUGCCACAAUUCGACGCGCUUUGCUACUACGCUAUGGAACCGAAUUGGAGAGUAUACUUAGACCGGUGCAUCGAGCUCGGGCCGAUUGGUUUGCUGAGCUGUUAGCUACACGAUGGCGUGAUCCGAAUCUACGUGGUCAGCUUGGUUUAACUGCUACCAACUGGCGUGCUCUGUUGGAAUUGCCUUUUCAUUUAGCCAGGUCAAAACAGUCACGGAAAUUGAGAGAACUCUGUUUCUACAAUCUGUUUUGGCUACGUGACCUGAUGUCCAUAGCGUAUCACAUGCACGAUCGGAAACCCAGUGUGCAAUUUCUUCUGGACGAGAUUACUGCACAAAUGUACGAGGUGUGUGCAGAUCGGGUGGAACUGUUCCAUGCGGAGCUCGCGGCUCAUCCACCUCCGACCACGGUCCGGUCCCGAUUGGAUCCGUUCUCGUUUAUCGCGGUCGAGAUGAUUGGCGAACAGCCCGAACUGAUCCAACUGAUCGGAUCGAUCUGUGGUUGGCGUGCACGCGUUCGACGUGAUCCGGAUCUACUUGUGUCCUUAUGCUACAUCCACUUCGGGUUUGCUCGAACAGAAACCUAUUUGUCCACGUCUGUGGAACAACCAGGUGCAGAUGAGAUAAACUCUGUGGGAACGGAAAAUCUGGAAAGUGUCACAGAAGAUCUCGAACACAAUGAUGAUUCGGAAGUGUGCACAAACGAGAUGGAUCGGGAACAGCGAGAUCAGGAUUCGAAAUCAAUGCUUAUUCGACUAUUGAACCAAAUUGAACGGGAUGCGAUGAAUCAAGUGUUACAGCCAAUAAAUUAUAUGAUACCGGAACACACGAUAUCUAAAUUAUUGAUCAGUGCAAAUCAAACACGAUCAAAAUCGACCGAGAUGUCAAUAUGGCCAAAAACCAGCGUUCAAAUUACCAGUUUGACUUACUGUCCGGAGAAUAGGAAUCGUUUGGCUCUUGCUUUCUGGACACCAAAAGAACAACGCACUCAUGUGGAAAUCUGGGACAUGGGGUACGAUCGAAUGGAAUGGAAUCAAAUAACCGGAUCACCCGUGUUCGGUCCGAUCAGUCAGUUGCGCUGGUUGACCCCGGAAGCUCUGAUUCUACUUCAGNCUCUCACGUGGACAAACGAGUAUCAUGAACUGCAUGCAGGUGUCUUCAAUUCCCUGAACUUCUCAUCCAAUCAUGAAACCCCGACAAUCUAUGUGAGUUCCACGGAAGAUAAGCAAUCGUCCUACAUCGCUGUGAUCUACUCGGGCACGGAACACAUCGACUUAUGGACGUGGAAUUCAAAUACAGCACGCUCUUUAGGACGUUUUCUGAGCUUGGGCGAGUCCGUACAUGCGGCUUUGGUUUCUCAGUCAAACGGGGCGAGUAAAUCACGUCAGAUGAGUCUACCGUCGGGGAUUAGACCGAGCGGGGAAUUGUUAGUCGAUAUGACACACGCGAAACAACAUUUACAAUUUGUCGUGGCUCAUCGCGGCGAGUGCACAGCCUAUGUGUUCACUGUGGAACCCCUGAUCCCGGACACUGUCCGAUGGUCUAAACCUCAUGCACUUAAAUGUCCCCGCGAAAAUUCCCGAAUCGUGGCGGUAGCGUCAAUUCGUCCUCGUGGUCUCACAAUUGUGGCCACAAGAGCACCGUUAAGUGGGCAUAUUGUCGGAUGCCUAAAUCUAUUUGAUAUGAAUACCGGUCAAUUGUUGGAUCAGAUUGACGGAACGAUGGAAACAUUUGCUUGUACCGAAUUCAGUUUGUCCAGUGAAGGAUUAUUGGCCUACACUGUCCCACCAUCAAUACGAUUCUUACUGACUGAGGAUCAGACACGAUUGUAUACGGUCUCACGUAAACCUAUCGGAACAUCGGCCCCAUCCUCGUUGGAAAUUAUCGCAUGGAAUUUUAGCACUCGAGCACAACGUAGAUUGACCGAGGUGGAGCUAUUUCCCUAUUUGGAACACCAUCGUGACCCGUUACCAAUUCCAGCGGACACGUGUGAUUUCGGUGCGGAGGAUCGAAUGUCUAUUUGUUUCAACAUCAAUCCCCAAAUGGGAUCACGUGUGUGUCAUAUUGAUCCGGGAUUGGCGUUAAAUUUCCCGAUCACGUCGCAACGACGGGGACAACUUCCGUCCCGGCUAAUUGGACAGUUACAUCGGACCGUGUUAAAGGAUCGCGAAUGGUUGAUUUAUUUAUGCAUGGACGAAGAGACAGAACAAAUUCGCGUGGUCAGUAUGUGUCAGUUGGAGAAGGAUGAGAGUGUACAAACCACUUCGGCUCUACUAAUCCUCCCGGAACAUAGAAAACCAUCACCGACCGAUCGUUAUGUUCUGCGUGACAACAUAUUGAUUGCUCUGGGUAAUUUGAGCUACUCCGAAGUGGUCGAAGAAUGUAGGUAA
Molecule: messenger RNA, 2632 nt
Organism: Echinostoma caproni
Lineage: Eukaryota; Metazoa; Platyhelminthes; Trematoda; Plagiorchiida; Echinostomatidae
Source: the annotation of a GenBank genome assembly